AUGUUUGAAUCGCCUCUCCAAUAUACGAGAGAUGUCAAGAAUUCCCCUGCUCGUUCAGACACCUCGGAUGACAUGAUGUCUGUUGAUUCCCCGAUAAACAAUUGUCGUUUCAACAAUGCUGAAAACGAUAAGACAUCAUCACGUAAUCCUUCUCUCUUAUUCUCAAGAACAAAAAAUUCGACUGCGCACACGAAUCUCGAGUCUCCUAUUACCAGUUAUUUUAGUCGUGUCUCUGGAAGAAAUCCAAUUUCACCGAGUCAUCAUUCAUCUGAUAUUAUGUUGACGUCUGACGAGGAGGAGGAAGAAGAAGAUAAUCUGCUGGCAAAAACUGUUCUCUCCGAGCCACAAUUCAAUACCAAAAAAAAUUUUGCGAUUAUUUCUCAAACUCAAACAAAAGUAAAGACAUCAUUAAUAAAAAAAUCGACCAAAACGACGAAAACUAUGCUUUCCACAAAGGUUAAUAGUCGCACCAGUAUUAUUAAAUCUUAUAGAAAGAAGGGAUCAGCAUCCAGUACACCUGUCAAUGACGAUGAUCCAAAUGGUAUUAAAUACUAUAUGACAAAUUCUUCACCUUCAAAUAUGAGGAUGAAUAUUAGUACAAAAGAUUUACAUUCAUCCAGACAAUCAACCCCACCAAAAAGACCUCAGGAUCCUAUCAAGAUCAAGAACAUGACACCCCCAACUAUCAAUAAUAUUAACAAACAGACGAGAUUUGUCGUGAACAAAUCAUCGUCGAUGUUUGUUUCAUCAUUCCGCGAAAAGAAUGAUAUCUCGCCAGGAACCCAAAAAAUCCUUGAGGCAACUGAAUCUUUUGGAAUUAACGGAAUUGCGAUGCUGAAACAAUCAAGCUUUAUUGAAAAUCCAUUUUUGUAA
Ambispora leptoticha is the source of this 873-nucleotide messenger RNA. Lineage: Eukaryota; Fungi; Glomeromycota; Glomeromycetes; Archaeosporales; Ambisporaceae. The record is from the annotation of a GenBank genome assembly.